Leishmania major strain Friedlin is the source of this 2559-nucleotide messenger RNA. RefSeq lists its product as hypothetical. The record is from RefSeq and is a predicted model, not a curated record. Lineage: Eukaryota; Euglenozoa; Kinetoplastea; Trypanosomatida; Trypanosomatidae. The coding region runs from base 1 to 2559 and encodes 852 amino acids. The transcript has a single exon.
AUGAAAUCCUUGGCCAGGGAGUUCAGGGAGCUCGAGGCGACGAGCCAACUCCCGCCCUCUACACCGCAGCAGUGCGUCGCACCGUCCACUGUACUCUUACCUGCUGCUGUCGGUACGGUGCCGCCGCAGCUGAGCCCGUUCGUCGCCAACACCGCAGCGGCGUUGUCUCCGCAAGCGUCUCGACAGAUGUGCAUGGCACCGCUUCUGGGUCUCAGCUCCUUCCCUAGAUCGCCGCUGCACAACGGCAGCACGACCUUGCAGACGACGAACGAUGGUUGCCCGGACACCCGCGCGGACCGCGUUGGCAGUAGAAGCUGUUCGGUCAUCGAUUCGUUCGGCCGGUCCUCACCUCCGACCCCGUCCGUCGCGCUGCGCAUUGGUGACGGCAGUCGUAACAGUGGCCCGUCAGGUACCGCACACGCUCACGCCGCACCCGCCGCCCGCAGCGCCGACGAAGACUCAGCACUUGACCCUCUCACAUCCUCCUCCUCCCCCACCGCAACGGCGUGCCUGUCGCAGGGCACGCCGGAGAACUCGCUCAUGAUGAACACCACGUCGGCGACGGCCACAGCCAACAGAACGGGUAGCGGUAGCCGGCGCAGCAGCCGCUCCGGCGCCCGCUUGGACAGGGACCGACGUUGCUCGACGACCCCGCCCUACACAGAAGUACAUGCGCACCACCAACAGCCGCGCCUAGCGUGUGACACAUCCUUGGCGUGGGUAUUGACGCCUGCGUGUGAUCCCAGCGGCCUCAGCACACCGGGCGUCGGCGGAGCAGCGUCGCAAGCGGGAUCUGUGCACCACUACGCGCCGCCCUUCCCUUCCUUUGCAAAAAGCGUGUGUGCCCUCCACCCUCUUACGGACGUCAUGGAGCCCACGACAGCGGCACCAGCAGCAGCCCCAUCGAUCCCGCCAAGGGCAGCAUCGCGCGAGCAAGUGAGCAGUAGACCGCCUUCGAUGGCCGCCAAGCAGGAAACUCCUCAUCAGGCGCCAGGGCAGCCGCAGGGGCCUCUUUCCACCACCACCGUCACUGCGUCGCCGAUGUCGCCGACGACUGCGCCCGUGCAGCUGUCGCUGCAAGAGAAGCUGCUAAUUUCGGCACCUCUAACCCCGAGGAGCGGUCGUGGCACGCCGUCAUCGACGCUUCACGUCGCACCAUCACCACCGCGACGUCGCUGUAGCUCGGCAACGAACCCGUCUAUCAGCACGGUCGGCGUGAAGCCCGACUCCGGCAAGAGCAGACGAGGAGGCUCCGCCACCACCGCCGCGGCGGCAACAGCAAUGGCAGCCGCAUUCACCUCCAGCCAGCUUGCACCCUCGCCUGCAGCGCCGGCCACGGCCACACUACCAUCACCGCCGCCGUGCAUGCGCCUCAGAAGCACCGGUGACGGAAACAGUGCGCGUAGCAAUCCCAACAACAUGAGCGUGUGCAGUAUCCCGAGCGCCGUUGCCGUUGUCCCCAUCGAGGUGCAGCCGGCAAUCCUCUCCGCCUCUCCCUCUUUCUUUGCAACCAGCCCGUGUCAAUCACCCGCCCGCGCAGCCGUCAGCGCCAGUGACUCGGGGGCUUUCAUCUACGGUGUGGCAGCCGCGAGCGCCGUACCCUACACGCCCUCCGCGCCGAAGAUGGCCGCAAUUGAGCAGCCAGGCCAAGCCUCUGCUGACCCGCGAGCGUCGGCGACGCCACCGCUGCAGCGGAACCCCGCCUCCCCCACGGCGCAACCAGUUCAGAACCCGGCGUACUGGUCGGUCCCAUGCACACCGGCGGUGCCCAUGACAGUCUUCCUCGCAGCCCCGGAGAUGAGCUGGCACUCCUUGACGGGCGGAGUGACGACCCCGCCGGCGAGUAGUAUCGGCGUCGCCAUACCUGACCCGUGCAGCCAGAACUUCUUUGUUGGAUGCAGCGUUCGGGGCACGGGGACGUCUAUCUUGGACGGCUGCUCGUCGACUGCCUCCAUCGCGACGCCGCUGGCCACGUCGCCGGCGUCAUCGGCAGCACUCGAUCCGCAGCGCACAAGCGGCAACCGUGGUGCUACGCGGACGUCGGCGGGGCAGACGUACCGGAAUGUGCUCGUCUAUGGCGGCGGUGGCACCAGCGGUCAGGGCGGUGGAUGCGCCACGGCCGUCACAGCAUCGGGGAGCAGCCACGGCCUUGGUCUCCCCCUCUACUCCUCACAGCCGCAGCUUCUCUGCACGCCGGUGCCGCUCGAAGACACGGAGAGCGUGUGUGCGAUUUGCCUAGAGGGUCGCGCGUCGAGGACACGGACGACGGAGACGAGAGAGACAACAGCGCUGCCCUCGACACCUCUGCAACCCCCGCAUGCGGCGGGGGAGGGGGCACGCCAGGCAAGCGACAGCGCCGCAGCAGGGAUGUGCGACACGACGCCAGCCGACGAGGGAGCCGAGCGUGGGGCCGUGCGCGGUGUCAAGCCCGGCUCCUGCCUCCUCUCGCUUCCUUGCGGCCACUGUUACCACCAAAACUGCUUGCAGCGGUGGCUGAUGGAGUCGCAGAGCUGUCCCACCUGCCGCCGCGACCUCACGCGCGACGCCACCAUCAGCUGA